AUGAAAUAUAACAGUAUAUGGUUCAAAGUUCUUACGCUUUCCCAUAACGGUAACGGCUCCUACGCUGUUGUGUUAGGUACAGAGCUUCAGAAAGUGGUAGGAGAUGGAAUGGAAAUGCGACGGAAAAGUGUGAAGUGGAGGGAAUCGAGAGGAACGGAAUUGGGUGAGGAGUAUGAGAGGAAUAGGUAG
Messenger RNA from Sphenostylis stenocarpa, 189 nucleotides. Lineage: Eukaryota; Viridiplantae; Streptophyta; Magnoliopsida; Fabales; Fabaceae. The record is from the annotation of a GenBank genome assembly.